AUGGCUCGCGCUUUCUCACAUUUGCGCUCCAAUCGAUCUAACUUGCAGCUCUGGAUUUGGAAAUACAUCGCUUGCCGUAUCCAGGCGCAUCAACAUAGAACAGCCAUCCUACAAGCCUUCUUAGUAAUGAGAAAAAAUGUCCACCUCGGGAAUCGGGUGGUCUUGGACACGAAGAUAUCUGGAAAACCUGUUCUCACAUGCGGCCUCAUGAAUUUAGCCAACAUCGGAAACCUUAUCACUUAUUGCUUCGAGAGAUACUCAAACCAGAUGACCAUGGUGUUCCAAGAGAAAUUCCGGGGUCCGAGGACACCAAAGUCUCCACUUGCCACAUCAAACCACCAAGGCCUGUCUCGAGUCCCGUAUAUUGGACAGGCUGAGAAUGUUCCCACCGACUUCUUAACUAUUGUCGCAACGUGA
This is a messenger RNA of Paracoccidioides brasiliensis Pb18, 417 nucleotides long. RefSeq lists its product as uncharacterized. The transcript has 2 exons. The record is from RefSeq and is a predicted model, not a curated record. The coding region runs from base 1 to 417 and encodes 138 amino acids.